CCAGUCAGCAAGAGUUCCAGUCAGCAAGAGUUCCAGUCAGCGAGAGUUCCAGUGAGCAAGACAGAUUCCGAGAGAAGCAAUGGAAUGUUUCUCGUGGAAAGCGCUUCUGUCUCUCGCUGCUAUACACUGCCGCGGGUGGCUGCGGCUCGCCUGGUUUUGAAAUAGCGACUUAGAUUCUUCUGGAUUCGCAUCGCCCCUUUUCCCGCAAAGCGGCUGCGAGGCGGCGAGGAGCUGUCACGGUACACUGCUGGAUCGAUAUGUUUAUACCGCGGAUGCGGAAUUCAGCUGGGAGGACACGGGUAACCGCAUGCGAGCCAAGGAGCGGGGUGGGUGGUGGACGGGGUAUGUGCUGCGGGUGACAACUCAGCGGUGGCUCAACGAAUCCGUUACAGACAGAUCCGUUUGGUGGCAUUAUCUAUCGCUUAUUGCGCCAGACCACAUGCGGAACGCCAGCAAGGGCCUCGUGCUCUUCUUCGUUGGGGCUGGGUGGAGCGAGCACGGCAGAGGCGAGCGCGCCUACCACGUGCCAAAAACGAAUGACGUCUUCAUCCGCCUUGCUGCGCCUCUGGUGGUGGACCUCGGAAUCCUAGGCGUGAUGCUGCACCAGGUGCCCAUGAUGCCCGUCACCUUCUACUCCAGCCCGCCUGGCAUCAGCAGCAACAAAAGCCGAAAGCUAGUGGAAGAAGAGAUCACAUCCUUCUCCCUCGCGAUGGCCAUUCACGACACCAGCACGCCCGAGUGGCCCAUCUACAUGCCCAUGGCCAAGUCUGUCAUCCGAGGCAUGGAUGCCGUGCAGCUGGCGGUUAGAGAGAUGCUGCCACAUGUGCCGGUGGAAGCGUUUGUGACUAUCGGCGUGAGCAAGCGAGCAUGCAUGGCGUGGCUCUCUGCUGUUCUUGACAAGCGAGUGGUUGCCUUCAUAUCCUACGGCUACGAUCUCAUCAACUUUGAGCCCAACAUGCAGCAUCUUCUAGACUCCGUGGGCGCCGUGCCCAUCAUGGGCAGGUCGUAUGUGGACUACAACCUCACUCGCAUGCUGCACUCGCCACAGCUGCACCGAAUCAUGAGCUACACGGACCCGUAUUUCUUCCGGGACCGUCUGACGAUGCCCAAGCUGCUCAUCUCCGCCUCCAACGACGAGUUCUUCUCCAUGGACGACUCGUACUAUUAUUUCCAGGACCUUCCAGCUCCUGCGCUGCUCAAGAUCGUUGCGAACCUCGACCACAUGGUCAUCCAGAUGUCCCAAUGGGCCUACGAUGCGUCCAUUUCCUUCCUCUCCUCUCUCCUCCACGCCAACUCCUCCUGUGCCUCUCUCCCCGCCUCCUCCCGCCCUUCCCUCACCUGGACCCGCCCCACCACCCCCACCACCGCCACCACCCCCACCACCCCCACCACCCCCACCACCGCAUCCUCCCUCAACCUCCAACCUUCUUCCAACACUCCUACUACACGUGCCUUUCUGAGCGACCUCCCCCAUGUUGGCUCAACGUCUGGCUUUCAAGACGCUGAGGCAGCCGCAGUGGCGGCAGCAGUACAGCCCACCCCUUGGGGCUGCGUUCCGAAGCUGCCAGCUGUCGACUGGCCUCAGCUGAGGUGGCGGUUUGAUUGGCCCACGUUCACCAUCCAUGCCACGUCAGACAGGAAGCCAUUGGCUGUUAGAGCGUGGACAGGGCGCACCUUUCCGGGCAGUAAGCGCAGGGACUUCCGGUUCAUAGUCAAGCAGGGAAUCACAGGGUGCACCGUUCCCUUCAAGAUUCCACCUCCCGACUAUGUGGCAACGUUUGGCACACUGUGCGUGCAGCCCAUCCCGUUCCUCCUGCACACAGUCACACCGCCUACAGUGCAGCCAGAUGGUCUCUGGCACUUCACCUCCACAAUCCAAGACAUUCCCAAGGUGGGCUAUCGAGCACUGUUCAUUGAAGUUGAUUUCAAGCAUGGGCCCUUCCACAAGCCUUUCGUUCUCACCACUGAAGCCAUGAUAGCACCAAACACGUUUCCCUUUGCCCCCUGUAAUAGCACAGCUUGCUUGACCCUCUUUGCAUAAGCUUGCCAUAGUAGUGUGUUGCAAUGGAUAGUGCAAAGCUAGUAGUCACAUCGAAAUGCGGCAUUUGGGGUAAAUUCCUCUGCGCGUCCCGGUCUGGAUGUGAGGUUGCGUCCAAAUACGCGAUCUACACAUAAUUGCAAGCUGGUUUUGCAAUCUGCAAUGAAGGGAUCCCUUGUGU
Molecule: messenger RNA, 2219 nt
Organism: Closterium sp. NIES-67
Lineage: Eukaryota; Viridiplantae; Streptophyta; Zygnematophyceae; Desmidiales; Closteriaceae
Source: the annotation of a GenBank genome assembly